Myiozetetes cayanensis is the source of this 1853-nucleotide messenger RNA. Its product is annotated as transcription factor SOX-17-like. Gene Ontology annotation, molecular function: RNA polymerase II cis-regulatory region sequence-specific DNA binding; DNA-binding transcription activator activity, RNA polymerase II-specific. The record is from RefSeq and is a predicted model, not a curated record. Lineage: Eukaryota; Metazoa; Chordata; Aves; Passeriformes; Tyrannidae. Gene Ontology annotation, biological process: anatomical structure morphogenesis; heart development; vasculogenesis.
AGGCCGUCCCGUGGCCCCGCCGGAGCGCUCGGCCUUGGCGGCGGCAGCGAUCGACGGCGCGUCUCGGCCCGUCCCGCCAUGAGCAGCCCCGAUGCGGGCUACGCCAGCAGCGACGACCAGGCACAGGGGCGGUGCUCGCUGCCCAUCAUGAUGCCGGCCAUGUGCCCGUGGACAGAGUCGCUGAGCCCGCUGGGCGAGGCGAAAGCGAAGGGCGAGGCGGCGCCGUCGUCGGGGGCGGCGGGCGGCCGCAGCAAGAGCGAGGCGCGGAUCCGGCGCCCCAUGAACGCCUUCAUGGUGUGGGCGAAAGACGAGCGCAAGCGGCUGGCGCAGCAGAACCCGGACCUGCACAACGCCGAGCUCAGCAAGAUGCUGGGUAAAUCGUGGAAGGCGCUGUCGCUGUCGGAGAAGCGUCCGUUCGUGGAGGAGGCGGAGCGGCUGCGGGUGCAGCACAUGCAGGACCACCCCAACUACAAGUACCGGCCGCGGCGGCGGAAGCAGGUGAAGCGCCUGAAGCGGGUGGAGAGCGGCUUCCUGCAGCACGGCUUGGCGGAGGCGGCGGCGGCGGGGCCCGGGCUGGGCAGCGAGGUCGGCGGCGGCGGCAGCGUCGGCGGCAGGAUGUGCGGAGGGCUGGGACUGCCCUACGCCGAGCAGGGCUACGGGGCGGCGGGCGCGGGCCACUACCGGGACUGUCCGCCGCUGGGCGCCGCGUUCGACGGCUACAGCCUGCCGACGCCGGACCCGUCGCCGCUGGACGCGGCGGAGAGCGAGGCGCCUUUCUUCGCGGCGGGGCUGCAGGAGGAGUGCGCGCUGGUGCCCUACGGCUACGGCCCGCACCCGGCGGCCGCCGAGUACCCUGCGGCGGGCGAGAGCCCGUCGGGCGCGUCGCUGCGGCGGCACCUGGCGCCCGGCGAGGCGCUGGGGCCGGGCGGGUCGCUGCAGGGGCUGCUGGGCUGCCCUGCGCCGCUGCACGCGUACUACGGGCAGGCGUGCCAGCCGCCCGGCCCCGGGCGCGGCCCGCCCCCGCCGCUGCCGCCGGGGCCGGUGGGACCCGUGGGACAGCCAUCCCCGCCUCCCGAGGCCGCGCCGUGCCGGGAGCAGCUGGAGCAGCUGCCACCCGAGGAGCUGCUGGGCGAGGUGGACCGCACGGAGUUCGAGCAGUACCUGCGCUUCGCCUGCAAGCCCGAGCUGGGGCUGCCCUUCACCGGCCACGACGCGGCCGGGCUGGCGGCGCCCGACGGCUCGGGUCCCAUCUCGUCGGCCGUCUCGGACGCCAGCAGCGCCGUGUACUACUGCGGCUACCCCGACGUGUGAGGGACUGUCUGGGGCACGGCACGGACUGGCAGAGAGGCGCUUGGCCCCCUCUCCUAUUUAUGUAAUUUAUUUGAAUCUUGAGAACUGACAGGGUAUCUGUGACGUGCUUGAGGUUUAAAAGGCCAUGCGCCCUCUCUCUGUCCAGGUGGUGCAGGUCUUACCAUCACUGUCCGACAGUGAUAUGUAGAACUGUUUCCGAUGUGUAAUCAUGAUACUAGUGACUCACGGGGAAUACAAUUUCUGAGAUCUUGUUAGAGAUCCAUAUGCUUUUGUAUAUUUUACAGAGUGCUGAUUUUUAUAUGAUGGAUUUGUACAGAAUAAUUUUGCACUUUUACAAAUAAAGGGAAAAUAAUAAAACUGGUCUCUGAUAUCUCCUCAAAGAGAUCUUAUCGACCUUUGUAAUUAAUUGUUACUGCCUUUUAGAUUAAUUUCACAAUUAAGUGCAGGUCUUUCUUGCACUAAGCAUUAGGUCCUCUCACACUUUCUGUAGAUGUAGUCGUCUCUCCUGUUAAUGAUAGACAAAAAAUUUAAACGUUCAGAAA